UCCACGAUUCACGAGUCAAGUUCGGUGGGGCUCAGUCUGGGUCAGUAGAGUGCCGGACUCGAAUGUGUCAUCAGGUCAAUGUGCUAUACAUUAAAAUCAAGACGUUAUGAUUUCAAAACUAUCAAGAAUUUCGUUUAUUUUCAUUGCUACCUUUCUCAUUUCGAGAAUCAUAGCUGUUGUACAUCAACCACAAACAUUUUCAUCAACAGAUUCAUCUACAGUUGAUUCUGGGCAAGAACCUCCUGAAGGUUAUUAUGCUUUUAUCGAAGCUCCGAGAAUGGAACCGCCUCAAGUUCGUUCUCCGCCUUACUUUAAAUCUAACAAAUUGUGUCCAGGGGUUAACAAGAAUCCAUCAGCAAAAACAUUAAAUAAUCUAUGUGGAGAUCUAAAUAAAGCGUUUUUACCAGUGAAUCCAAUGAAACAAAACGUUUUAGGAACACCAUAUCCGUUUGAGUUAAUGAAGAACAAAACAUUAGAAUUCUUCAGUAGAACAUUGCCAAUACUUAAAGCGGACGAGACUAUUCCAAAAGUGGCCAAAUAUGUUCCACCCGAUUCGUAUUACCAUAGUAGUACAACCCAAAAAUACUUACAAGGGAAACCUUUUCGACGAAGAGCUAAGUAUACUAAUUCAGAUUCUCUUGAUGAUGUAAACAUGGAUGACGACGAAAAUAUUCCUAUAAAUUCUCAAAAUGGUACUAGACAUUCAAGAAAAUUUUGUGAUACAAGCGGAGGAGUAUUUUGUAUGCUGUAUAAAGUAAUACAAGGACAAGCACUAUCCGGACUUAUGGCUCAACGACGAACUGAGCAAUUAGAAUAUAGAACACGUGACCCAGCUCAUGCUGCCGGUAGUGUUAUGGAUGGGCCACCCACUCCCUGUCCAGCCAAAGUAGAAUAUGCUACACCAGUAUUUGCUCGGAACUACCAGGGUAUGUGGAGAUAUGUAGUACAAAUUCCAUACGAAGGAUAUUUCACCCAAACCGUGGAGGUUACAAAGUGCACUCAAACCAAAUGUCAUUACAUAGAGGGCGGAUGUCUGUCAUCACCGAGAUGGGUGAGCCUGCUGGUUGCAGAGGUUUAUUAUCCGGACACAUAUUUACCGUCAAUUUCUAACAAUCGAAGAUUACCAGUACCGCCACAACAACAAGGUAUGUAUAAAACACAGGCGCAAGGUGAUGACCCACCUUCGGUACAAGAUUUUCAAAACUACCAGCAAUAUUUACAUAAACGUGCUACUCAAGGUUCUGCUGACCCUUUGCCUUCUCAAUCAUCCACUUCGACAUCAAAGAAAAAGCACCAUUGUGAUGGUGUUGACGAACUCGGAUGUUUCCAAGUGAGACUUUACUAUGACUGGUUUUUGAUUCCUGGUAGUUGUAAAUGCUGGAGACCAGAUUAUUUUUCAAGAUAUGUUAAAAGAAAGUCAACAUCGCCUGAACUGUAAAAGCAUUUUUAUUUAAAUUAUAUGUAUGUAAAUAUGAAUUUAUCUAUUAACUGUAGAAUAUAAUUAAUAUUGUCUUGUAAAAUUUUUAAAGACUCAAUAGAAGUAUACAAAUGACUUAUAAACAGAAUGAUUCACCGAGGACGAUCAUCCCCUUUUUUAUUUAAUAAUGAAGAUAUUCAAAAUCUGAUUAUUUAAAUACAUCUAAAAACCAUAUUUUUGAAUACUUGUACCACUUUGGAUGGUCUUGUGGCGAUCUGUUUUUCAAACAGGAACCACUUUUUUUGUAUAAAUUGUUGGUUAGUUUUUUUCUUAAUCAUAAUCUAAAUCAAAAUAUGAACGAGUGGUUUUUAGACUUGGGUGCCGAAUCUCUUUUAAUUUUAUUUAACUUUUUUUGUGAAUAUAGACAAUGUACCAAUUGUUAGCGUCUGAACUAUAGACAUGGUUCAUUAAACGUACUUAAAGUUUAAUAACUCGUUCGGAUUUUGAUUUCAAUGAAAAUUUGAAAAAAAAAAUAACUGCCCAAUAAUUUACAAAAAUAAAGAGGAUUUCAAUUUAAAAAACAUAAAUUUGUAUUACCACAAGAGUACAAGACCAUUCUUAAGUGGUCCAAACAAUUUCAAGUAUUUGAAAAUGUAUAGCUCUUUUAAUUGUAUUUAAAAAUUCCAGAAAUCAGAUUUUGAAUAAUUCCAUUAUUAAAGAAAAAUGGAAAACCGGUGUCCCUCGGUGAAUCAUCCUGUAUAUGAACAGAACUCUUUAAAAAUCGAAAUGUAUAAAUUUCGUAAAAAGCCGAAUAUGAGAUUUUAAAACUCUUGAAUAAAAUUUUCAUUUAAGGGUUUUUUUAAAUCUAGUCCAUAUUUUGACUUCGAUUUUUUAAAUUCCAAUGAUUUUAAACCAUGUUCCAUUUUGGACAUAUACAGUAAUUAAUUAUUGUAUUUUGUAUCCUUAUAUUUACAAUAAUAUUAAAUUAACUUUUUUUUCUAGAGGGGGGACUGACAUUAUUUAAAAAUAGGUAUAUUUACAAAACCAAAGACAACUCCCUCCAUCGUCAGAAAAUUACCUUUUAAAAAUGGCAUACUUGAAUCCCUCCGAUCACUGAAUAAUAACAUGUGUAUUUUUUAAGUAUGUAUACGUAUAUGUAGAAUGUAUAGCCCUAUAGGUUUAUUAUAAAUUAUAAAAAAAAAUAAAUCGACUAUUAUCUAAUUAAAAGUAUUAUGUAUGUAUUUUUUAAAUUUUAAAUCUCAUAAAAGUGUAAACAUUAAAGUUAUUUCAACAGUUGUAUAAAAUGUUCUCAGAUAUAUAAUUCUGUUUUAUGAUUUUUCAUAUAGUUCUGUAUAUACUACACUAUAUAAUUUCUACAAAUUGUUCUGGUUAUACUUAUUACUUAUAUACUACGAAAGUCUGAGCAUACUUU
Molecule: messenger RNA, 2849 nt
Organism: Rhopalosiphum maidis (corn leaf aphid)
Lineage: Eukaryota; Metazoa; Arthropoda; Insecta; Hemiptera; Aphididae
Gene: spz6
Exons: 8
Coding region: 107-1438 (443 amino acids)
Biological process (GO): regulation of Toll signaling pathway; innate immune response; central nervous system formation
Cellular component (GO): extracellular region
Molecular function (GO): growth factor activity; Toll binding
Source: RefSeq, a predicted model, not a curated record